AUGGUUGCAUCCUGUCCCGAUGUACCGUCCCAUUGUAAAGCUGGAGUGGUGAAGAGACACGGCAAAAAUUUUGUCUUGGAGGUUGAAAAAGUGCCGGUCCCUCAGCCUGGCACGGGUCAACUCCUGCUCAAACUGACUGUCACUGGCAUAUGUUACAGUGACGUCCAUUAUAUGCUGGAAGAUUUGCCACUUCCGCGAAUGGGAGAUUAUGGCGUGAAGUCUCCCGGACACGAGGGUGCCGGGAUGGUAGUUGCCAUUGGCGAUGGUGUCACAGGGUGGAAGAUUGGCGACCGUGCCGGAGUAAAGCCCACGUGGGACACCUGCAUGUGCUGCGAAUUGUGUUUGAGUUCUCUCGAAUGUCAUUGCGCGCAAGCGAUCCCGACAGGGUUGAAAGUGCCAGGGACAUAUCAAGAGUACAUUCUCAGUCCGGCAAAAUAUACCACGCGCAUUCCGGUCGGCGUGGAUGACUUUUGUGCGGGGCCAAUUAUGUGCAGCGGCUCCACAAUUUACAGAUCGAUGGUGGAGUCUGGGCUUCGUCCUGGACAAUGGGCUGCUUUCAUUGGAGCGGGAGGUGGUGUGGGUCAUAUGGGCGUACAGCUUGCUAAGGCGAUGGGAGCAAGAGUGAUUGGAAUUGACAGCGGACAGGAAAAAAAGGAGCUGUGUCUUGAACUCGGCUGCGAGGCCUUCAUAGACUUUACAGCAUCGAAAGACAUUGCAGGAGAUGCGGUUCAGAUAUCUGACGGAGAGGGCGCGCACGCUGUAUUUGUGACAGCAAGUUCACCUGCAGCGUACACCCUGGCGACCAAAAUAGCUCGCGUCGGGGGUAAGAUUAUGUGUGUCGGGAUGCCACCUUCUGGGAGUGCUUUUGCGGGUGAUGAUCCGAUGUUCCUGAUCCUUCGUAACUUGAAGGUUAUCGGAACUUUGACAGGCUCGCUGAGAGAUACAAAAGAGGUACUUGAGUUUGCCGCAAGGGGGUUGCUGAGACCUGUGUAUGAGACAUACAGUAUCAGUCAGCUACCCGAUGCUGUAGCUAAACUUCGGGCUGGCCAAGUACGUGGUCGCUGCGUCGUCGAUUUUAACGCGGUUCAAGCAUCCUAA
Molecule: messenger RNA, 1098 nt
Organism: Exophiala oligosperma
Lineage: Eukaryota; Fungi; Ascomycota; Eurotiomycetes; Chaetothyriales; Herpotrichiellaceae
Exons: 4
Coding region: 1-1098 (365 amino acids)
Molecular function (GO): oxidoreductase activity; zinc ion binding
Source: RefSeq, a predicted model, not a curated record